This is a messenger RNA of Contarinia nasturtii (swede midge), 922 nucleotides long. RefSeq names its product zinc finger protein 182-like. The coding region runs from base 92 to 922 and encodes 276 amino acids. Gene Ontology annotation, molecular function: RNA polymerase II cis-regulatory region sequence-specific DNA binding; DNA-binding transcription factor activity. Gene Ontology annotation, biological process: regulation of transcription by RNA polymerase II. The record is from RefSeq and is a predicted model, not a curated record. NCBI's taxonomy places the organism in Eukaryota, Metazoa, Arthropoda, Insecta, Diptera, Cecidomyiidae. The transcript is spliced from 2 exons.
UGAAAUUUCAUUAAAUUCAACGAUAAGCCAAGAUAAAAACUGAAAAUACACUCACAAUUACUGAUUGAAACAGUAAAUUCAGCGGAAUAAAAUGGAACAGAAAAAGAAGCGACUAAAGGUAACACCAGUUAAAGAUUUGCAUCGCAGCACAGUAUUUCAGUUGAAAAGUUCGGGAAUGUCUAUGAUGCACAAUGGCAUUGCGAGCUUGAUUGAUCCGGACGAUAUCAAACAAGAAACAUACAUCAAAGAAGAAGAUCCAGACUCUGUUGGUCAUUUAAUCGUCGUUCCCGUACUGGACGAUAGUAGAUCGCAGCGAUUACGCGAUUCCAAUGAGCAUGAUGGUGAUUAUGAUUUCGAACUUGUGCGCGUCCGCGAGGUGAAAAUGGAGCCAAACGAAGAAAUCGAAUGCAAGGAGGAACAAGGAAAUGAACCAAACACAAAUGGUGAUUCGGGGGAAGAUGCCACAAAUGACCAAGAAAAUCAACAAGCACAACCAGACCAAGGUCGUCCAAUGAGCAACAGUGUCACAAAAAAUGGUCCGAAAGCACACAAAUGUGAUCUUUGCGAAUAUUCAACCAACGUCAAGUCAAAUUUGAAAGUGCAUUCUCGUACACACACCAAUGAAAGGCCAUAUGGUUGCAAGUACUGCUCAAAAAGUUUUAUAACAAAACAACGUCUAAGCUACCACAUAAAAGUUCAUGUGAAAGAGUUUUUGUUCCACUGUCCUGGCUGUUUGCAAGGCUUCAAUAAAAAAGAACAUAAAAUGAUCCACAUAAGAAGUUGCAAGGUUCGUCGCUAUGAGUGUCAUUUGUGCAAGCAAUCCUUUGGAUCAAUUAAAUCAUAUCUAUUUGAUCAUGUGCGGGUUCACAGCGGCCACAAACCAUUCGAAUGCACCAAAUGCAAAGAAUUUGAGUCUCAUUAA